AAAGUAGGACAGUGUUUGCACAGACACACUUCUUGUAAGGACUUGUUAGCCGUGUGUAUUUAUAUUACGUGUGUAUUUAUUAUAUGUGUCACACAGUAUCUUUCUGAACAACUUAAAUCAUCUGUAGAGAUCACGCGUUUAACAUUUGAAGGUUAAUACAUCUUUAUGUCUCUGUAUGUAUACAUUUAGUGUAACCCACUAUAUUUAGGGCAUUCUUUUUUACAACUAUAUAAAGCACUUUGUUAGACAGAAUACAGAUACAGUUUAUAUUAAUAUAUGUAUUUACUUGUUUAAAAAAAGAAUGAUGCUAAUCGACAACUUUUUCAUCAAUACUAAUUUACUUAAUUAUCUUUUCAAAUAAGCUGUUCUGUAUAAGAUUUAUACCAAAUUACUCCUUUUAUUGUUUAUGUUUUAUUUUUUUGCUUAGAUACUUUGAUUUAAAAAUGUGGAGGACAUUUGGUCUCAUUUUUAUACUGCUAUUUAUAGGUAAGUUAAAAACAAAAUCCUAGCACUUUACAUAAUCUAUUCAAAUAAUUAAAAAUUUUCGUGUGCUGAAUUUUCAUUAUUCUUUUACUAGGUAAAUGCAGAAUUGAGCCUAGAAUUAAGCCCGUUGUAUUUUAAUAAGUGCUGUGCAAAGGGGUCUCCAUUAAUUACUUCAAAAAUUUUACGCAAUUUUUGAACCCCUUUCCCUCCUUGUCAACAAAUGUCAUACUUUCAGUGCCCCCCCCCCCUAUUUAUAUAUGUUAAUAUUUUAUAACCCUCCGUAAAAAUUGAAUUAUAAUAUAUAAAUUUAUAUAUACAUUUUACUUUGUGCUCAUCUAUUUUAAUUACACAUAAUUUUAGGAAAAACAUUCCAUUACAAGUUUAAUUUUUUAAUUAAACAAGUUUAAAAAAAUAUUUCACUUAAAUUUUUUANCUUUGCUUCAACUCGUUCACUGACCCUCACUUUCCUGUCUAUCUCUCUGAACUGUUGCUUCCUUACAUCCCCACAAGACAACUACGUUCUUCCAUUGACAGUAGAACCCUCUCAAUCCCAAGAACUAAAACUAAGACCAUCGGUGAACGCUCCUUCUGCUUCCAUGGGCCCACGUUCUGGAACCAGCUCCCCUUCCAUAUACGUCAUAGUGAAACCUCGUCCAUUUUCAAAAAGUCCCUUAAAACUCAUCUGUUUAGGUCCGCCUAUGACCUGUGAUGCACCCUCCUUGCCCUACCUAAUUUUCUGUUUCGGUUUAAUCCUGAAGUGUCAAAGUGUCCUCUUUUUAUAGCCAUUUUCAUUGUUUCUAUAGAAUAGUAGUUACUAUCCUAGUGUCUCAUUUGUAUUUACUUAGUUUACAUGUUUUAAUAAUUGUAAAGCGCUUAGAGCUUUAUGAUAAGCGCUAUAUAUAAAAAUGCCUAAAUAAAUAAAUAAAUAAAUUUAAAUUUCUAUGUACUGUGGCGCCUCCAGUAAUAAACGGUUACACUAACCGACCACGUUUUGUUUUUUCCACCCUCCCCCAUCUGAAAAUCGAAACCCCACUCCCUCUCCCUUUUCAACAGCUGUCAAAUAUUUACACACCCCCCCCCCCCAUUUAUUUGGUUGACUAUUUAAGGACGGCCCCAAAGGUGAUUGUAUGCACAUCUUUGUAAAAGCCAGUAAAAAGAAAUUAUACGGUGACACUGCGGGGUAUUUUGUACAGAUGUUUUGCUUUGUUUUAUUUUAGUAAAGCUUAAUUAGCUUUGCCACUCAUUGAGUUAUAAGAGAUAUCUGCACUUUAUUAUAGGAUGUCAAGAAGUUAACAAAUGAUUAAAAAGAUAAAUAAAGAAGCCAAAGAAUAUUACAAUCCCUAUAAUAAUGUCUGCACAUAAUUUAGUACUUUGUUUCUCUCCCAACCGUUUGAAUAAAACAAGUAAAUUUUAAGAAAUUGACUUAAAUUAUUCUCAAUUCGAUCCUCAAGUGAUGAAGAACGAACAGCUUGCGUUGAAUUCAACGAUUUGUUUAAGCGCACUGAAGCUAAGCGUUCCUCCUAUUAACCUAAAUUAAGCUCCAUUCCUGGUCAACACCAACUUAAAUCCUAGUCUAUUAAUUUACAAGGAAAGAAAGGGAAAUCCACGUCUUUUGCCUACUCCAAUUCAGAAUUUAAACAUAUCGAAACAGGAAUUAACAUGCUCCUUCUCAACAAAUAAAAGUAAGGAAUAUAUAAAACGUUGAUAACGGAUAUGGCAUCAAGGAACUUAAAAAAACACUAAUUUUCAUAUUUAUACUCAUAGCAGACAUAUUAAAUAUUUAAACAAAUAUAAAUGUGUAUAUUAAUAUCGGCAUUGAAAGUCCAAUUUGGAGGGCCGAUUACAAAUGUCUGCACUCAACUAAGUUUUUGAUCAGUGUCCUUAUAAAAAUUUUUAUUUACACAGUAAUUCUUCUAAAUUCAUAGGAACACACAUUAAAAUUGAACACUUAUUUUUGCAAAUGAAAGAAAUAUGAUUAACUAUUUUGGCAAUAUAGUUUUCUAAAUUUUAAAUUUAAAAAAAAAAAAAAAAAAAAAAAAUAUUUUUUUAUUAUUUAAAAAAAAAAAUUUAUAAAAAUUUUUAUUUACACAGUAAUUCUUCUAAAUUCAAAGGAAAACAAAUUAAAAUUGAACAAUUAUUUUUGCAAAUGAAAAAAAUAUGAUUAACUAUUUUGGCAAUAUAGUUUUCUAAAUUUUAAAAUUAAAAAAAAAAAAAAAAAGGAAACUUGUUUUUUUAUUAUUUAAAAAAAAAAAUUAGGCCAGAGUAUCCCAAACCAUUUAUUCGUACUGUAGCUCUUUAAGAAUACGGGAUAUCUUAAGUCAACUUUAAAUGAAUUAAUUUUUUACCUAAUACAUAUUAAUAAUAAUUAUAUUACGAAUAAAAAAAAAUACUUAUGAACACACAUAAGUACGUGAAGUCGUCGACUUACUAUAAUUAUUGGUAUGUAUAGCCCCAUUUCCUCAAAUCUUGAAAUCAAACUAUAAAUCAUCCAAAUUUUUCUCUCCCCAUUGAUUUUGUCGUAAAAACCUUUCGUCGGAUCAAUACAGUAUUCGAAAAUAGUCGCAAAUAGAAGUAGCAUUCUCCGAGUUUUAGUGCUAAGAAGAUAAAAUUUAUCAUUACAAAUUGUUCAAUUUUCUUCCUUAUUCAUUCACUUUAACGGGGAGUUAUCGCUUAGAGGUACCCUAUCUGUCUUAAUGUGUUACGUCUGCUGAAGGCUCAUGUUGUAGACUUUAAGAGUUUUCUUAAUAGAUUUGAUCCAUCGCUAGAGUUGUCUUCCCCUUGAUUAGAAACUGUAGUGCCUACUAUUGUAGGCUGAACAUGCGAGAUUACAAACAAGCAUAAUAAACAAAUUGCUAGACUAAGUAAUUCUAUGUUUUGCCAUAUAAUCGUUAAUUGGCUCUAGUUCUCUAAUUUCUGUUACAAAUGUGAUCCCCUCACGUGUAUCAGCUGUAAAUUAAAAUAAUUCGAUAAAUUCACUUAAUUUGAAAACAACUUGAGUUGAUGGAAGCUCUGAAAACUAACUCAACAUUAACAGCUAGAGACAUGGGUAGCUAUUAUAAGAAACAUGAAGUACCAACUAAGUUCACAAACUAUUUGGUAUUCUAAAACAAUAAAUAAUUGUUGACUGCUUCUGGUUCACUAUUCCAAAAAGAGUUAUUAUUUAGGUAAUUACUGAUUUGCCUCAAGUUUAUUAGAUCUCAGGUUCCCUCCAAACUUAAUUGAAAAGUAAUUGCAAUUAUGAAAAGUGUGAAAUAUUUCAAAGCAACCCUAUGAGAUAUCUACAACUCUCGAGUUUUCGGUAAGAAACAGUUUGGCAACCAGUUCAUCCGGCGUUUUUCAUUCCAUAUAGUUAUGCUCUCAAGCUAUGUUCGUCCACCAAACACUUAAAGCCAUUAACACUCACUUAACACCCCUAUCUCCACACAUUAAAAUAAAAGUUAAGAAUAUUAUUUUUGCACAAUUAUCUAUACAUAUAAAAAUGAAUGUUUGUAUGUAUGUAUGUCUCGUAUGCGCUCCUACACCAUUUAUGCGAUUGCGACAAAACUUUGGUCAGUUGUCCAACUAAUUGGCCAUUUAACUGAGUCAUUGAAAACCUUAUAAAAUGUUUCAUUCCUAGCCGUUGCCCUUAAUUCGUUUUUUUUUCUUCUGUGAGCUUUGUAAAAAAUAUUUUCCACAUUCGCUCCAACGCCAUUUAUCCGAUUCUGAUAAAACUUUGGUGAGAUGUUGCCAGCAUGCUCGUAAAUGUUUCUAAAUUAUUACAAGCGUUUUAAAAUAUUCAGUUUUGAGCCAGGGGCUCUAUGUUGCAUUUUCCUAAAAUGAGCUAUAUAAAUAUAUUUUCAAACCGUAUGCGCUCCUACACUAUUCAUGCGAUUGCAAAACAACUUUGGAAAGUUCUUUUUCAUAAGGCGUAGCAUUUAAAUGUGUUAUUUAAACACUUAAAAAAUAUUUUGUUUUUGGCCGUUGGCCCUUAAUUCGUACUUUUUAUCAUAUGAGCUUUGUAAAAAAUAAUUUUUGCAUGCGCUCCUACGCCAUUUAUUCCAUUACAUUAAAAUUAAUAAGAUGUAGCCGCCAGCACCACCGCAAGGUUUUUAAAUUAUGAGACGCGUUUUAAAAUAUUCCGUUUUGACCCAGGGACCCCAUGUUCCUUUUUUCUUUUAUAAACUAUAUACAUAUAUUAUCAAACCGUAUGCGCUCCUACACCAAUAAUGCGAUUGCGACAAAACUUUGGUGAGUUGUUAUCAAUACGCCUGCGCAUUUUACUCAUUCAUUACAAUACUUUUAAAAUAUUCCGUCUUCAGCCGUUGGACCCAAAUUAAUGUUUUUACUUAUAUGAGCUUUGUAAAAAUAAUUUCCAUAAGUGCUCCUAAACCAUUUCCCAGAAUGCAAAAAAACGUUAGUGAGAUGUGCAAUCGCCCCCAAAGGUUCUUAAAUUAUUACAACCGUUUUAAAAAAUUCAAGUUUGAGCCAGGGGCCCUAUGUUCGUUUUUUCUAACAUUAGCCAUAUACAUAUAAUUUCAAACUGUAUGCGCUCCUACACCAUUCAAGCGAUUGCGAUAAAACUGAGCUAAUGCACGGAUGGAUACCUUUUUAAGAAACUACAAAUAUUGACAUUAAAUUGUGUGUGUGACAUAUUAAGUAGGUUUCUGAAGUAAUACAACAAUUCUACAAUAUUCCGUUUGUGGACGGGGGCCCAAAAUUCGUUUUCCACUCUUUUAUUAACUAUAUAAUUAUCGUAUGCAUUUCUAAACCAUUUAUCCGAUUGUGAUAAAACGUAAUCAAUUGAAAUGCGCAAAACCGCAAACGUUUCUAAAUUAGAAAAACCUUUUACAAUAUUCCGUUUUGGCCAGUGACCAUAAUUUCAUUUUAUAACUAUAAUUUCAAACAGAUCUAUUGCAUGUGUGGAUGGAGCUGAAUCCACUCGCAAAUUCACAACCAUUUUACAAUAUUCUUUUCGUUUUCUUAAAUGAGCUUCAUCAAUAUAAUUUAAAACGGAGCUAUCAACACUACCGUCCUUGAACAAAUUACACAUUUGUAGUAAAGCAGAGAAAACACGUUUUUCAUUUUUAGUGUAGAGAGUAUUUUUGUUAAUCUUAUAAAUCAGCUUGAAUUUUGUGACGCAUUUUAGAAUCGGAUAUGACGUUGAACACAUGUUGUUUUUUUUAAAUUAAAAGUAUUUCUUGAAUAGAGUCUUAUAAUUUCGGAGUUGUUUUGUGUUACGUAAAGACAUUUUACAUGAAUCGAAACCGAACGAGGAUUGCAACAUGGACACAUUUUAAUUUGAUUGAUCGAAAAAGGCAAACGAGAUCACAUUGAUAAAGUCAUUUCUGCAGAAAUACCAGAUGCCAACAUUAAUCAAUACCUAUUAGAAAUCGUCACCAAAAACAUGAUUUUACGGUCCAUGUGGAUUACUCGACAAAAAUUCACCAUGCAUGUCUGAUAGGAAAUGCACAAAACGAUACUCAAGAGAUUUAAUUGCGGAGACUAUCGCUGGCAAUGAUGGCUAUCCACUGUAUCGUCGAUGAUAAACUGAAGAUGGCAUUAAAUCAAUCACUUUAAAAGUACGAAGCAAUUAUGUUGAAGUCAAUAAUCGUUGGGUUGUACCGUAUUCACCGUUACUCUCGUAAAUAUUCGAAGCACACAUCAAUGUCGAGUAUUGAAAUUCGGUGAAAUCUAUCAAGUACAUUUGCAAAUAUGUUAACAAAGGAAGCGAUGUGGCAGUUCUUGGAGUAGAAACAAAUCUGGCUCAAUCGAUAAAUUCUAACAAUAUCAACUUGGACGCUACAUGAAUAGAAAUGAAGCAUAUGGCGCAUUUUAUCUUUCCCAAUCCAUGAAGGCCAUCCAACAGUUGUUCAUUUCGCAGAGCAUCUUGAAAACGGACAGCAAGUGUACUUUACAACAGAAAAUGCACGUGUAAGAGCAGUGUCACCUCCGUCAACAACGUUAACUGCAUUUUUCUCAAUGUCCCGGAAUGAUAUUUUUGCAAAGACGCUACUUUACUCUGAAGUGCCAACAUAUUACACAUGGAAUGCAUCAGCGAAACAUUUUCAAUGUCGCAAACAGGGUAAAGCAUUUGAAGGACACCCCAAUUUAUAUUCGGCCCAAGCAUUAAGCCGUCUGUCUACUGCUCACCCAAACAAUGCAGAAUGCUUUUACUUGCGAUUACUGUUCUGUUAAUCAAUGUACAUGGACCAACAUCCUUCCAAGAACUGAGAGCAGUAAACGGUCAAGUAUGUGCAAAUUAUCGUGAAGCUUGCCAAGAAUGAAAACUUUUGGAAAACGAUGCUCAUUGGGAUACUUCGCUCUCUUAUGCAUCGAAUAUUGCUCAAACACAGCAAAUACGCACUUUGUUUGCAAUCAUAUUGACAAAUGGCUUCUCAUCAGAUCCAAAAGAUCUUUGGGAGAAAUACAAAGACUACCGAAAAAAAGAUAUCCUACAUCAUUUGCAUGCAACGAAUCAAAAUCCGGACAUUAAAUUUACACCAAAAGAGUAUAAUGAGGCAUUUGUUUCGAUUGUGGACAUGUCCUUGGCAAUCUAACAAAGCACUGGUAGUGUUAGGAAUGACUUGUCCAAAUCGAUCUGAAAACAAGCUUUUCAAUCGUGAUUUGAAACGAGAAACGCAUUUUGAAAUCCAAGAAUUAGGUAUAUAUGUUUGGAUGAAUCUUCCGAAAUUUGUUCCAGAACAACUCAUAUUGUAUUACAGAAUUAUGCAUGCAAUUACCAAUCAAAUCGGUGGACUAUAUUUCCUAGCUGCGCCCGGAGGCACAGGAAAAUCUUUCCUAAUUUCACUCAUUUUGGCAAUAAUACGAUCACAAAAAAAUAUUGCACUGGCUUUUGCAUCAUCUGGAAUUGCAGCAACUCUUUUGGAUGGUGGCCUCAACAUCUGCUGAUGAAUUAAAUACAUGUCUCAAAUCAUCAGUUUUAUGGCGGCAUGUACAGAAAUUGACUUUGAAGACGAUUAUGCGUGUAGAACUACAUGAUGAUGCAUCCGCUGAACGUUUCGCAAAACAAUUGUUGGACAUAGGGAAAGGGAAAAUGGCAAUUGAUGAAUCCUCUCAAUGUUUUUCACUGCCAACAAGCUUCUGUAGAACUACAGCUACCACCGACGAAUUCACACAUACAGUUUUUCGAAAUAUCGCACAGUAUUACAAAAAUCAUCAGUGGCUCAGUGCACGUGUUAUAUUUUCAGCCAAAAACAACGAUUACAAUGCAAUCAACUUAAGCAUUCAAAGUGAAAUCCCAGGCGAAACGACAACGUUAAGUCCAUCGAUACUGUAUUGAAUUAAGACGAAGUUGUCAAUUAUCCAAUUACUUGACUUGCCAGGCAUUCCAUCGCACGUUUUAAUAUUGAAAAUUGGCGUGCCUAUCAUUCUUUAAUGAAACAAAAAUCAACCACGACUUUACAACGGUAACACUUUUCAAUGAAAAACAUAAUGAAAAAUACCAUUGAAGCUGAAGCUACUAUUUUAAAUGGAAAAUUUAAAGGAGCUGAUGUACCGUUGUCACGCAUCUCAAUGAUGCUAUUUGAAUUCAAACGUCUGCAUUUUACGGUGCGACACGCGUUUGCAAUGACUAUCUACAAAGCACAGGGACAAUCGCUACAAGUUUGCUGACUAAAAUUGUAAAACCCAUGCUACUCCCAUGGACAGAUGUAUGUGGCCUGCUCUCGCGUUGGAAAAACAUCUGAUUUAUUCGUGUAUGUACCAGAAAGAAAAAAAGAAAAACUUUAUGUAUUUAAAAGCUCUUGAAGUGACAUAAUUACAAUGCAAACACUUUCUUUCCUUGAGAGGCCUUGCAACGCAUGCCGGGUUCUCGCUAGUGUAAAAUAAAUAACAAGAUAUAUUUUAACAGUUUACAAAUACAUUUGAUAAUCCUAGUGUCACUUUUCAAAGAAAAUACAUUUAAACUAAGAUAUUUAAAAAAUUAAAAUGCUAAUAAAACUGAGAGACUUCUAUCAGGUUGGCAAAAAAGAAAAUAAGUGAAACAUGUAUGGGAAAACUUGCAAAAUAGGCACUAAACAAAAAAACCCACGUGUCGGCAGGAUGCCUUGAUCAGGGAACAAACAACUGAAAAGAACUUAAGUUGCUUUUAAAAAAAUCACUAAGCUCAAAUGUAGAAUCUGAUAGGGCAGAAAGAGGAUUGUGGAAGAAAGUAAGUAGGUAGGAUAAAAAAAAUAUCUGAAAAAAAAGGAACGAAAAGUAGAGAGGUAAUUUAAAAGAGAUUGAUGGUGACCAGUAGGGGCCGCAUCAAAGUUUUAAAAGGAGAAUUAGACCAUGACGUUCAUGGUAUAUUGUUUCAACGUUCCAUAAAUUGUUUUUAAUGUUUUUACUUAUAAAACCAUUGUUUAUCAGACAUCCGACUCAAGCUUUACAGUAAUGCUUAUGAAAACUAAAAUAGAAGAGAAAAAGUAGGAAUUAGAUGCCAUUCGUUUUACUUCGGUGGGAAAUAUAUAUAAAACUGUAAGCGUCUAUUCUACAGUCAAUUUUUAUAGAGCCUUUUCAUUUCACUUUGCUAAAAUUUGUAUUUGUUAUUACCGUGCGCACUGUUGAAAAGAUACAUUUUCUUUCCACGUGUGACUGUCAGUUUUUAUUAUAAUUAAAAUAUAUCUGUUCACGAUUGUAUUAGUUUUUUGGUUGCUCUGUCGUUUUGGUGGUGUGUGCAGGAUCAAAUUUAAUUUUAAUUUAGUCCCGAUAAUAAAUUUUCAUAUGAAGUAAAACUUUGUUCACUUUUCCAUCACUUAAUACCAUCUUAUAACUACUGAUCAAUAGAUCUCUAUAGACUUUCACUGGUUCUAGUUCUGGUAAUGUUACGUUGCUGCAUCCAUGUACUGGCAUCUUUGCAAAGGUUGGGGAUAAAAUCUUGCUGUUCUAACAGCUCCUAACUGAUCCCAGGGCAGCCUUGAAGUUUUCGACUAAUGUCGAGAUCACAGUGGCAUUGUUCAGGUGGUUCCAUGCUAUUAUUGUGCGUGGGAAGAAAUAUUGUUGAUACUUCACUGUGUUGCACUGAGGCACUUUAAAGCAUUUGCUAUUGUUUCUGGUGUAAUUGUUUAUGGGAAUGUCAGUGGUGAAGUAAGUGUUUAGUGAGCGUUUUGCUCUGAUCAGUCUACCCGGCUUCUGUGGGGUGAGGUACGUGCCUGCUGGGAUGGCCGGCACCAGUCCCAUGAUAACUUUAUAUAAGAAUAUCAGGCGGAGUCCCUCUCGUCUGUCUUUAAGGCAGGGGGGGAUGUCAAAUCUUUUUAAGAGGCCAGUGAUGAAGCCAGGAGUGGUGGAUUUGUAGUCUUGAGCGAUAAAACGCACCGCGUUACGUUGAAUUCGCUCCAUCGUGUCCACGUCUUGCUUAAGGUGUCGGUCCCAGACUAUUGCACCAUAUUCCAGCAGUGGACGGACGAGUGCGAGAUAGGCAUUUCGUUUGCAUGAAGUUGGGCACUGGUUCUCGAGCGACAUUCGCUUAUUAAAUAUUGCAUCUAAAUUUCGACCCACUUUCUGGUCUCCAAGAUAGCUGAAAUUUUAUACUCUGUAUAUCCACCCUCAGUAACAAUAUAAUCCUUCAUUUUAUUUUUUACAUCUCUUAAAACUAAUAAGUAAAAAAUAAAACAAUUUAAACAUUUUAAAGAAAAUAAGCUUUUCUAAAAUGUAUAAAAUAAAUGUACCCUGAAAUUUUUAUUCGUAGGACGUCCAUGAACUGAAUGUUCUAUGCAAAUCUUAAAGACAUGCGGGCAGCGGGAUCACUUAUUUUAUUCAAAUUUACAAGAUCACGAUCGAGGGUAGCAUACAUCAUUACAUGGAGUUUUUGUGGACAAACAUUUACAUAAUUAAAUAAUCUGUAUUAUAAAUAUUAUGUUACAUAACAAUUAUUUGCAGCAAUGCAAGCGUUUAUACUAGACAACCUGGUAUUUUUGGGCGCCCCACGCAUUUUAUUUAUUUAUUUUGCUUUAACAUCUCUGCAGAUUAAUUGACACUUUUUAAAAACUUUUUAGUCCACUUUUGAAAAUCAGGUUUUCUUUCAAGAGUAUUUUUUGUAUAUACUAUCUAUGUGCUGAAAAUCGAAUAGUGUUUAUUAAUUAAUUGGACACACAAAUUGAUUUUCAAAAGUAAGCACUAUAAAUUCACCUACGCUUCCUUAGAUAAUACUACUGUUUCCGUAACAAGUAUCUUGAGCAAUGCAACAACCCCUUUGGGAUUGUAUCACCCAAAUUGUGAAUCACAGAUUUAGUACAUCAAUUUUUACUCAGAUAACCUUAAUACUAUAUUGUUAUUUGAAGGAAAAUCCUCUUGCAAAAUUUCCAAAAGGGGUUCUCAUACUUUUAGCGGUGUUACAAUUUAACUUAUAAUUCAAUUUCGAUUGGCUCAUCCAAAUAAGUAAGGUUUCAUUUGGGACAUAAAUGGGAUGCAAGCAUGUAUUUAAUAUAAUUAUAGGUGACAGUAAAAAGUUCCUUAUCUUACAUAUAUUUUACAUACUUAAUUGGACUGAGAGCACACACAAAAAGUUUGAUUUCCAGAAAUGAUUACAUUUAUUGAAUAAAAAUGGACUUACCUUAUAUGUAACUUUUUUUAUUUUUAAAAAUCCACAUAACUUUUACCAAAAAAAAAGUAUACCUACACAUAAGAUUAAUAUGAAUCUCCAACUUUUACCUUUCAUAUUUACACCUAUCCAUCUUUCACCCACCAACGUUUCCAUUAAAACAUUGUAUUAAUCAACAAUAGACACAUAUUUUUUGACAUAACAACAAUUACAAAUGUAUGAAACACAUAAUUAUUAUGUUUAUCCUGCUACACAUGCAUGCAAAAUGCAUUUAUCACUCUUCUUGAGUGUUUAAAAUGUACAUACGUUUCUUAGACUAUAAAAUAAUUUAUCUUAAACGCCUUUCCUUAAAUUACUCAGGCCAACUAGUAAUUGUUAGUUGCUUCACAAUUUCACUUUUUCUUUAAAUGAAUUUGACUGAAUCGUGUACUAUAAGUCUAUAGCAAUUUAUUUGUAAUAACAAAAGAGUAUACAAGGAACAUGUAACGGAUGAUAUUAUCUUUUGUGUGUUAAGAAUUUCAAAAUAUGUUGUUUUCUUUUUCAUACAAAAAGCAAUGCAUUAUUAGAAUACUUGAAAAUUCUAUUAGCCUAAAGUUUAUACGGUUCUGGGAAUGAAAAAAUUAUGUGACUGUUUAUGUGAGAAUAGUGAAAAAUGUAAGCUCUUUCAUAACUCUAAAUACCUGGAGCAAUAUUGGAAUACAUUAAAUACAAAAGAAAAUUGUUGGGCGUAAGUGAGGCAAAUAUAUACCUAACAAACAAAAUUAAAUGGAGAUGGUAUAACUCUAAACACAAUAUAUGAUAGGGACAUUAGGUGGCAUACUUUAUAAAGCAGUUAUCUAAAACUAAUGAAGCAGUGAAGAUGGCUAGAAGAACAAUUUUAAAACUUAUAAACACAACAUAAAUGUUAAACAACUUUAAAUACUUUUAAAUAUUAAGUUUGAACUUUGUAUCAUUUCUACAACAAAAAAUAAAAUAAUUAGAUUAACUCUUUUCAAACAUACACAAAAAAAAAGACCCGUGACACUCAUAAAUAAUAUAUUUUUUAAUUAAAUAUUUUUUUUUUAAAAGUUAUUUAAAUAUGUUGACUCCUUCAAAAUACAAAGUUUUAUAAUUCUUAGCGUUUUACGGUAUUAUAGCUAUGCCACAAAGUUAAACAUAUUUUUGCCCUUAAAAGCAGACAAAAUUUAAGUUCCAUUUGCUACUCAUGCCUAUCGCAAUUAUUAUUUAUUAAAAAAACAUAAUUUCGAUGUCAUCAAUUACUUUGUAUAUGUUGUAAAUAAUGGUAACGUUUCUGGAUUUACCAUUUUUCAGGCCUAUCCUUUGCUGAUUGGGCUUCAGAAGGCGAUCCACAUUUAUUCUUGUGUGUUGGAAAUGUAAAGAGGGAAAUCCCGAUUCUUUGGAAGUUAAGACGAAGCAAUGGAGCUGAAACAAAAUUAAUGUUUUGUACUUCUGAAUCGUGUGAUCCAGAAACUGAUGGAAUACCUUACGAAGCAAACAUAACAAGGAAUGGUGAAAUCUUUCGCAGUUUUUUGUUAAUUAAAAAUGUGACACUAGAUCUACAUAAAUCACAGUGGAUAUGUUUUAUUGAUACUAAUAGUAAUAGUGGUUCUUCCAGUACCUACACAAAUGCUACAUACAUUCUUUUUGUAUUUGGUAAGUUCAUUGUUGUAUAAAGGAUCAAACAUAUAUUUUUUAAGAACUUGGCAUUAAUAUAUAUAAGAAUGAGCUAGGCUUACCGUUAAGAGAAAGAAACGUAAAGAUUAAAAUACGUUCGGAUUUUUAAUAAUAAUCAUUGUUAUUUUACAUCAUUUUACAGAAAUCGAAUAGAUUUAAAUGCCGAAAAAAAAUUAUAUAUCCGCUUUUAUUUUAGUAAAAAUUAGAGCAUUGUUAUCAUGAAUGACAAAUACAUUUAAGUAACAACUAUGGAACUAUUUUAAGCAUUUUGUCCGAAUGUAAAAGUUAUGAAUUGAAAUUAAUUUGAAAAAAUACGAUUUAAUUUUAAUCGUAAUUACAUUGUUCGGGAAAUAACCAACAUCUGUUAUUUUUAGUGGGCUUUUUAUGCACUGUUAAUAUUUGGAAAAAAAAAAUAAUUUGAUUCUAAAUAAAUACGCAAAUGACAUCAUAACGUGAUUACAUAUUUAAGCCGUAGCUCUAAGUUACUUUGAUUUAAAAACUGCGUGUGAUUGAACUGAAAAUGUAUUUUCCCCUUCUUAAAAGUAAAAUUCAAAAAUAUAAUUGAUUACUUUUUUAAAUUGCUAAAAUUUAAUAAAAUUAAAUACAAUUUAGCUUUGUAUUUAAAUAUUUAAAAAAUGUUUACUUCUUUUCAUUCCAAAUGUAUAUUUUUUAAAACGCAUUAAGUUGUAAAAACUUAACCUUUAAAUAUAAUUUUAAUAAGAAAAUUCCCUUUAAAUUAAAAAUAUACAUCGAAACUAUAUGGCCAAAUAAAAUUCACUAAUUCACUUAUUACUCAUCCAAAUAAUAACAACAAAUAUGAAAUGCAAAAUAUUGUUUUGCGUAAAUAAGGGUUUCAAUCCAGUGGAUCAUUUUUAUUUAUUUUUACGCAACAGACGGAAAAAAAUAUUUUCUACUUAAAAUGUGCUUAAAAAAGUAAUUAAAAUACAUGCACCUUUAUUAGUUUGAUCGGCAUUGCAACACAUACCGGGUUUAGCUAGGGCCUUACACAAUUAAAACAAAACAUACAGUAUUAACUUACUCUCUAAUACAAAUUACAAUUUGAUAUUAAUUAUCAGCAAUGCAAAAUUGUUAUUUCUUAAUAGAAAAAAUAACGAUCUAAAUUGUAUUUUAUUUUCAAUUAAUUUUAACAUUAUUAUUUUUUGAAGUAUUUUUUUUUUUAAAGGUAAAACCGUUUUAGUACACCAAACUAUUUAAAAAAUGAAUUCUCUUUAUUUAAGCUUUGCCAGAGGAAGUUACAUGUUACUAUCCAAUUCUUGUUGGAAAAGAUGAUAUUGAAGUGCAAUGUUCUACUGGCAAAAUUUCACCUGAGGCAGUAUGCGAGUUUUUUUCCAAAACAAAUGUAAGUUACAAAUGAUUUAAGAAAGUAUUGCGGUAGAUGAACACGUAACGGUUAAUCACGCAUGGGAGGAAGAGCUACUUAAAAAUGACAAACUAGCAAAUAAAGUUAAAUAAUCCAAAAAUGAUUUAGAUUAGCGGUAUUACCCCUUUACGUAACCCUAGAAAACAAAUAUUUCCGAUGUUUCAAGAAAACGAUUGAUUUGAUCCAUGAAAUGUAGCAGUGUAGCAGUGCAAGUGUAGUUUUCUGUUAUGUUAGGGAUGCUACCCAUGUUGCCUCAUGCUUCAAAAUUUCACGUAUUUGUAACUAGAUAUAAAUAUUUCAUAAAAUAUAAAUACAUAUUGAUUUUGUGAUUAAUUGCCAUGCUUUAAUUUUUUUCAAUUUGUGACAAUGAAAAAACGCCCUGAAGAUCAGAUUUAUAAAAUUAGCAAAGUUACAGUUAUCAAGCAUCAAGGAAAAUAAUUUACGGCUUAGCGCCACCCUACAAUGAGAAAUUCUUAAACUACUAAAGGAUCGCAUUAGGAAGAUUGGAACAAACUUAUUUAGAUAGAAAACUAUUUAUUGCCAUUUUAUAUAUAUAUAUAUUGUGUGUGUGUGUGUGUGUCUUUUGCAAAUAGAUGGAAGUAGCUCAAUGCCCGUUUUUGAACGGUUGUGAGUACUAAAAUAUAUGAUAAUUGAUACAACGUGCUUAAGUAUUACGAUUAUAUAAGUGUUUAAAAUAUACAUUGUGAUAAGAAGCUUUUUCCCAAAAUUUAUUUUAAAGUAAAACAAAAUUUAUGAGUAAAAUUUAUUCGCUAAGUUUUAGAAAUAAUAAAUGCUAAAGGCAAUAAAUUUUAUUGGCUUUAUUUCCCAAAAGACAUGAUGAUUGGACCUUUAGAGCAGAUGUCCCUAAACUUUUUUAUCUCGUAGACGAAUUGCCAGUUUUUUCGGUUUUGUGUAGACAUCACUGCUUACCUGAUAUAUUUUUUUUUGCAAAUUCAUUAACAUCAAAUGUAUUUUUGACAGCCGAUAUAGUUCUACUCUUUUUAAAAGAUUUUAAUUUAUAACAGUUGUGAAGUGUAGUGGGAAAGUUUUUAAAAAUAUAAACAUGUUAAGUUUUAUAUAUUUACUAGCCGAUAUACCCGAAGUGGCCCUAGAUUGAAUUAGGACCUGAUUCUCGUUGGACCCCGAUCCCAUUUGGACCUUAAAUCCAAAUGUGACACUGAUCCCGGCGCAGUCCCGUUUUCCCAUUUGAUCCCGAUCUCGAUGAAUAUAUUCAAAGUUGGGAUCCUGAUCCCGUGGGAUCCCGUUUUCUGGUUGGAUCCUGGUUCCAUUGUAGUAAGGAUUAUAAUGAGAUUGUGACAGCCUUGGUUUCUAACCUGAAUAAAAAAACAAUUGUCCCAGUCUACAUAAAAAUCCCAUAGAUAUAGCUUUUUAAAAUUAUGGAUCUUUCUGGAAAACUCUAGAUUGGAUAUUCUUAGUUUUAAAUGCACCUUUGUAUCAAUACGGACAAUGAAGUGUAUUUCUACCAGGCUAGGCAUAUAUCCAUUACUUCAAAUAGAACCUAUAGUGAGGUUGAAUCCUAUUGAUAUUUAUAUAGCUUAUAUUAGAAAAAAAUGAAACAAGGCUUCCGGCUGCAGAGGGAUGGAUAUUAUGAGUUCAGUACCCUUCUUUAUUUAAAUAUUGAUAAUUAAGUGUAUGUAUAAUAAGUUUGGUCAAGAUCCAUCUAUUCAUGUAGGAGUAUUACGCCUAUUGAUAUUUAUUUAGCUAACAAAGGAACUGUGCUUCCUUCGGUGUUUCCCCUGCCCAAGCAACCAGAUAUUUUCUGUGAUUUCUUUACAAGCAAAGUAGCUGACAUUCGAGCUGAGCUUGAUCGUCUUGAUGCCCCUCCCCUUGAGUUGCCUCCUUUCCCUUGUCUUACUUCACAUUUUAAUAUUUUUAAACCUGUUUCAGAACUUGAGGUAAAAAAUAUAAUCCUAAAAUCUAAACAUACGUCAUGUUCUUUGGAUCCCAUCCCAACCCCCCUGUUGGUUGAGUCAUUAGAUAUCUUGCUCCCAACAAUAACCCGCAUAAUAAAUGAAAGCUUAUAUUCUGGCACUGUUCCGCCUCUUUGCAAAUCAGCUGUCAUCAAACCAUUGCUUAAGAAGCCCGGUCUGGAUGAAAAUAAUUUAAAAAACUAUAGACCUGUAUCUAACUUAUCAUUUUUAUCUAAAGUUAUUGAAAAACUAGUCCUAAAACAACUUUUUGCUUACUUAAAUGAUCACUCUCUUCUCAGUUCUAAUCAGUCGGCCUAUAGACAUUUCCAUAGCACGGAGACAGCUCUCUUGAGAGUCAGUAAUGACCUCUUGCGCGCAAUGGACAGCGGUAAUGUCUCCAUUUUGAUCCUCUUAGACCUCAGUGCGGCCUUUGACACUGUUGACCAUGAAAUCCUUUUCAAAACCCUUGAAAACUACUUUGGAAUUUCUGGUUCGGUUUUGGCUUGGUUUAGGUCCUACCUCUCUGAUAGAACGCAAAUGGUCUCUGUCGAUGGCUGUCUCUCCGGCAGUGCUGAUUUGGUGUACGGAGUGCCACAGGGGUCCGUUUUGGGUCCGGUUCUAUUCAUAAUGUAUACCAGGCCACUACUCCUCUUGCUCGGGAGGCAUGCUGUUGAGAACCAGUCAUUUUCAGAUGAUACGCAGCUAUACAUGCAUACCCAUCCAUCUCUUGUCGAUUCCGCUGUCCAGACUUUGCGGGGGUGCAUUGAUGAUGUCAAGUCUUGGAUGACACUCAGCAAGUUGAAGCUUAAUGAUGACAAAACAGAAGCACUCCUCAUUUACAAUCACAAAUCAUCCUCUACCUCAACUCUUCCCACCUCAUUUCAAGUAGGUAACUCCGACAUACAGUUUACACCCUCUGCUAGGAAUCUUGGUUAUAUUCUUUCUAACAACAUGUCUCUCGAUAAACAUAUCUCUCACAUUUGUCGUUCGGCAUACACCGCCAUCCGUCAGAUCAGCUCCAUCCGCCACUACCUGACAGUUAGCGCAACAAAAACUCUAGUCUGUGCUCUUGUUCUCUCUCGUCUUGACUAUUGCAACUCACUUCUGUCAGGUUCACCGAAACAUUUUAUAGAAAAACUGCAGAAAGUUCAAAACUCUGCUGCUAGGCUUGUUCUUAGGGCAAAAAAACGUGAUCACGUCACUCCACUACUCCACUCACUACAUUGGCUACCUAUACAGGCACGCAUUGACUACAAGCUGUCUCUUCUCUGUCACAACUUUUUCUCGGAUUCCUGCCCUUCCUAUCUAACUGAACUUCUUCUGUCUAUUCACCCCUUAGACAACUUCGCUCCUCAGCAGACUCGCGUAUUCUGUCCGUUCCCAAGACACGCACUAAAUUAUAUGGUGAACGAUCUUUCUCUUUCUGCGCCCCCAAACAAUGGAAUUCUUUGCCACUACACAUCCGCAAUAUAACAACCACACAGGCCUUCAAAACUGCACUCAAAACACAUCUAUUUAAACUAUACUACUCUGACUGAUUCUCCUCCUAUAAACCGAUAAACGUACAUGGGUUUCCUUGUAAAAAUGUCUGGUGUGGGUGGAUGAAUAUACCUAUGGUGUUGUUUUGCUUAUAUGUUGUUUUUAUUUCAUUUAUGUAUUUUAUUUUAAUAUUAUGAUUAUGCCUCUUUGCUAUAUUUAUGUACAGCGCGGUGAGCCCAGCCCUAGGCCGGGGUACCGCGCUAUAUAAGACCACUUAUUAUUAUUAUUAUAUAAGGACAAAUGAAGCCCCCGGCCCCAGGGCGAUGGUUAUUAUGAGGUCGGUACCUUUCGGUUUUUUCGUAUGGAUAAUCAAGUGUAUGUGUGCUAAGUUGGGUCAAUAUGCAUCUAUUUUUGUUUCUAAUUAUUUUUAUAUAACUAUUACAAGGGGAAAAAAAAAACGAAUUCGGGGCCUUCAGCCCCCAACCAAAUGUUAUAAAAAUUUCAUAAUCCCUUAAGAGUUCCUUCUGGAUACUGAUGGAUAUAUAUGCCAAGUUUGGUCAAGAUCCAUCAAUCCAUGUAAAAGCCUUUUUGGGACAAACCCACCAACAAAUCCAUAAACCCACAAACAAAUUUUCACUUUUUAUAUAUACUAACCUAUAUACCCGGCGUGGCCCGGAAUUACAUUAGGACCCCGAUACUGGUGUGACCUCUGAUCCCAUUGGGACCCCGAUUCCAUUCUAACACCAAUCUCGGCGCAGUCCCGUAUCCCGGUGUGAUCCCCAUCACGGUGGAUCCAUAAAAGGUCAGGAUCCAGAUCCCGGUGGGAUCCACUUUUCUGGUGGAAUCCUGAUCCCUUUGGGAUAAAGAUUAUGAUGGGAUCCCGACCCAUUUGGGAUCCCAUAUCAAAAAAUUAUUCAAUGAUACUGAGAGAACAGUAAACUCCAGGGCAAUUUAGAAAUGAACAGAACUAAGUAAAAUUUCGAUAUACCCUUAGAUCCCACUAUAUACUCCUUGGAACAAUUUAUAACUUUUUGGAACAUUCUAGAUUAAUUUUAAUAUAUCCUCGAAACAUUUGUAAAAACUAUUUUUCGAAUUAUUUUCCAAAUACGAUAACAAAUCUUAAACAAAAGCCAUAAUUAUAAUCAUUUUUGUUUUAAGUUAAUCGAGGGGCCCAGGGGCCAAAUCCAUAACUGUACCGAUUUAGUUAUGCCUGAGAUAGGGGACCCUAUAAAAAUUAGAUUGAUAAACAAUAAAGUUAAAAUGAAAAAUUUGCCCCAUUAAAAUCUACUUAAUAAUGCCAUAGAUAUAGCUUUUUAAAAUUACCGAACUUUCUGGAAAAUUCUAAAUUGGAUAUUCUUAGUUUUACAUUCACCAAUAUUUCAAUACGGCAAUGAAGGUUAUUGCUACCACGCUAGGCCUAUAUCCAUCAAUUCACAUAGAACCUCUGGCGUUAUUUAAUCCUAUUGAUAUUUAUGUAGCAUAUACAAGAAAGUAUGAAACGGGACCCCCAACCCCUGAGGGAUGGACAUUAUGAGUUCACUACCCUUCGUUAUUUAAAUAUGGAUAAUUAAGUGUAUUUUUAAUAAGUUUGGUCUGGAUCAGGGGUGGCCAGACCUGUGGUAACUGAGAGCCAUUUUUAAAAUGAAAAAAAAAUUGUUGAGACCCGCAUUGAAGCUCUAUGGGUCACGACCCCACUCGCAAUGAAAAAAAUUCUUUUGUGAUUUAUUUUUAAAAAUUACUUUUUUUUUUAAUUUAAUGAUUUUAACAUUUCAAUUGUUUUAACCCUAACCGUAUAUUGAAGAAAUAUAGCUUUACAGUUAUACAAUUAACAAAUAUUUAAAUAUAUAAAAUGUAUGAAUAGAGACACACUGCAUAUAUACUCAUAAUUAUAGUGAACAUUAACGGUUAUGAUUCUGCUGAGAAGCCUUUGAACUAGCAAGUUUCUUUAAAUCUGGUUGGUAGCUAGUAGUUGUGGUGCGAACACGUUCUGUUAGAUGCUAGUUACUACUUAUUGCUGGAUGCUUUGAAUUUGUUCAUAGUGGGCUUCAAAUUGCUAGCUUUGUAAUUUGCUAGCGGUGUUUAGCAGAUGAGGCAAAUUGGCCGACCUCUUUAUCGAUCAAUGCAAAGUCCUCUUCCCAUUCUGGUAGAAAACUUCUAUUUUCUUCUUUAUAUUUUCGUUUCCUGCAACUUGUUGCCAUAUUUGAUUGAAACUUUUAAAUAAUAAGCUACUAACUUUUAUACAUUAUAUAUUUCAAACUUAAAGUUUUAAUUUCAUAAAUUGUUCGCGAGCCGCAAUGUGAACACAGAAGAGCCGCGUGCGGCUCGCGAGCCGUGGUUUGGCCACCGUUGGUCUAGAUCCAUCUAUUCAUGUAGGAGUAGUAAGCCUAAUUAUAUUUCUAAGAAAAAUUAAACGGGGCCCCCGGCCCCAGGGCGAUGGAUAUUAUGAGGUCGGUACCUUAUGGUUUUUUAGUAUGGAUAAUCAAGUGUAUGUGUGCUAAGUUGGGUCAAUAGCCAUCAAUUCAUGUAGGAGUAUUUCUUUCUAAUUAUUUUUACAUAGCUCAUAUAUAGGAAAAAAUAAAUUUGGGGCCCGCGGCUCCCAACCGAAUGUUAUAAAAAGUUCAUAACCCCUUAAGAGUUCCUUUUGGAUCAUGAUAGAUAUGUGUGACAAGUUUGGUCAAGAUCCAUCAAUCCAUGUAAAAGCGUUUGUUGAACAAACAGACAGACAGACAAACAAACUUUCACUUACAUAUAUAUAUAGAGAGAGUCUAUAUGAUAUGAUAUAUGAUGUAAUUAAUUAUUUCAAAUUAAAACAAAUGAAAUUACAAUUUUACUUUCUGUUACAUAAAAUAACUUUUAUGUAUAAAUGCUUUUAGUGUGAGGGUUGAACCUGAUGCCUUAAUAAUAAAUUUUCAACAUUCGGCAUCAAUUUAGUUAUGUUGAAUCUUAAAUCUCCUCGCUAAAGAUAUCCAAUAUGUUUCUUUAUUUUGAUAGGAAUUCGGUAACUACGCUUAAACCCCUUGUUAUUGCCAGCCCUUGAAGAUGUUUUAAAAACUGUUUAACACAAACCUGCAUCUGAUGUCAUUAAAAUAAUUCCUUUAAACAACAACACAGUUGAAAGACGUAUUGAUGCAAUGAGUUAUGAUAUUGAAAUCUUCUUGUGUAAAUAUUUGCAAUUUCAUUCAUCAGAAAAUAUGCCAAAUAAGUUGAAUGUUAAUCUGAUUCUUCAUCAGGUUUCAUGAACAUUUCAGUUUUUAAAAUUUUAACUUCAUAUGUCCUUUUAGAAUUUAUGUAACAAGAUAUAUGUCUUUUUAUUAUAAGGUGCUAUUAUGUAAAUAAAUAGGUACUAUCUAUGUAUGGUGAUUAUUUCAUUUAUGUAAUGCCAAAAUAGAAGUCACGACCUGCUUACAUGAGAUCCACUAUCGUUGACCCCCCUUUUCAUUUCACGGACCCCAUUUUUUUUUCUUUCUGACGUGGUCCCCUUGCAAGUUGACGUCGUUCACUAAGGGUCGAUAUAGUCCACUUUGGGAAUCACUGCUUUAGAGUAAAAUUAUAACUUUUAUCUCAUGUAACUACCUGAAAUUUCUUUUAUCUCGCAAGAAGAGCCAACCACACAAUUUUAUUACUAUUUACUUUUUAUACUUAAUCAUUGGAUUAAGUGAACCUAUGAAAUAAUAUUGCUAUGUAUUCUGUGUGUGUACAACUGGUACUCUGACCCCAAUAUUUCUACGGCAUAUUAAAAAAAAACGAGGAAUGAAUGAUAGAGCGCGGAAAGAGCAUGAUCCAUUAGCUUCCAUUUUAACGACUUAAAGAUAAGUUUCGCCUUCUUAAACUCCACCAUAGUUCAAAUGGAUCUAAUUAUUGUAAAAAUAUAUACAAUUUAAAAAAAAAAAAAGAAAACCAUAUGACUUGAUUUAUUUUUUAAAUAAUGAUUAAAAAGUUUAAAAUAUUAUUAUUCAUGAAAAGUAUAAAUGAUAUAAUGGUAUUAAAGAAUCAAAGUUAAACCUGUUACAUGCAUUAAGCAAGAAAAAAAACGGCAUUUCUUUAUAGUCUUAGAAUUUUUUCAACUUCUUGUUUGAAAAUGUUGCUAUUUUUAAAAAGAAAAAAAUCCUGUAUUUUGUUUUCUUUUACAACAUGCCAAGUAAAAUAAAUAAUUAUAAUAUCUUCAAAGCAAUUAAGAAUUAAAAAUCUUAGAUAAAUAUGGCAAAACAUUAUUUGUUAAAUAAAUAAAUGAAUUUUCGAAUACAACAGAAAAAAAAACAACAACAACAUGCACGCUCCACCUGCGUCUGAAAAGCUUUCUCCCAAGUUGGACACACGUUGUUUUGGGCCCUGGUAGUAAAAAGUUGAGUUUGCAUUUUCUUGCAAUGCGCUUUCUUUUGGCCUGAACGGUAUGCUUUAUACUCUGUUGACUUUGCUCCGACAGUAAGUCUGACACGCCAGCUUGCACGGUCCAUGACAAGUGUCUCCCACGAAUCAAGGUCAAUAUCCAUAAAAAUAAAUGAUUUUGUAGACAAUUUUAAAGCGUUUUUUUUGCUCACCAACAACGCUUCUUACUGGAGAAUUCCUAAACAUUAGUAGUUUGAAAGACUGCUGACGUAUUUUACAUCAUUCAGUGAUAUUUAAACUUGGAUGCAUUUUUUUAAAAAAUGGAAAUAUAACUAUUUUAUCAGCUUUACAUCAUGCGCAAAGAAAAUAAUGGUGCAAGUUCGAAUGCAGUGCAAAAAAUAAAAUAGUGCGAAAAAAUUAAAACGAUACAAACCAAAAAUACCCCGAUGAAAAAAACGUUUUUGGACUUUAGAAAUUUUAAAAAGCGUAUUUAAAAAAAAAAUAUAUGUACAUUUAAAUAUAUAUAUAUAUAUAUAUAUAUUCAACAUUGAAGUAUAGGAGGAAUCAUUAUGGGGAAAACAUUAACUGCAUUGGGCUUGUUGUUAGUGAACUCGUGAUUACUGAGUCCGGGAUUCAGUGAAUGUUCGUUAUUUUUUUUGUGUUGUUUUUUUAAAGUAAUAAAUAUAUAUUAACUCAUGCCUAAAAACCAAGACGAUUUUAAAUAUUUUAUUUGCUUUUUUUCAAGAUUUCAGACCCUGUUUAUGUAAAUAACCAAACAGUAGCCUACGCAAAUUGGCCAUCAAUUACAAAUGGAUACAACAGAACAGAAUGUAACUUGACUUUAUCUGGCAAUAUUCUGGGACCUGGAACUCAUAAGUUUUAUGUUGUCAUGUAUCCUAACGACACAAGGAAUUUCACAGUAAUUAAUACAAGAAGAUCAAGUAACUAUACGGAUCCCAUUAAAAUAAGUAAGUGUUAUAUAAAAUGUUCAUAACACAAUGAAUUGCUUAUUUAAAUAAAAUAAUAUUUCAUUAAAUAAGUAUUUUGACAUUUUAACUUUGUUUUUUAUGUUUAUAAAAAUUAUAUUUCGAGUUUUCGUGAGUAAACGAUCUUAAUUAAUCAUUUAUAAUAAUAAAAAAAGAAUAGGCUGAAAGUUGGAAGGACAUUAUCUCUGACGUUAGAAAGUAUUUUAAAGCAAAUCUAUAUAAGCAUCAUCGACAGACGAAAGGAAUAUAUUUUUGAAAAUGUUGCGUAUGGAAAAUAAAACAAAAAACAUCCAAAAUAAUGUAAAAAUGUAAAAAAAAAGGACUAUCAAAGACUGGAAAUUCCUUCUAAAAGGAACUGUUGAUGCAACAACAAUAGUCGCAUUGUUAUCUCUUGCCUCAGGCUUUCCAAACCCCAAUACAACCAGUGAAAUAUCCUCAGCACAGACAGGCAGAGAAACAUGGCAAAUCCCUCACAUAAAAUGGAGUCAUGAUAAUGAAUACAUUGAUCAUGUGCCUUAAUAUAUAGAAGAAGAAAUAUUUUUUCUAUAAGUCUUAAGAUAUUAAAUGAUCAUUAAAAAAAAUAAAAAAUUAUGGUGUAUUUAACACGAAAGAUCACACAUUUGCGUCAGGGUGUGGGUGUGGGGAGACGGGAAUAAACUAAAGUUUCAAAAUGAGAGAUAUGAGUAAGAUUGCACCAAAAUUAAAGGGUUUUUCCUUUUGAAAAUAGAUGGUCAAUGUAUGUCUCAUGUUUAUCUUUUUGUAUUUUUCAAAAAAGAUUUAGGGGAAGUUGAAGUAAGUCGUUUAUUCAAAUACAUGAUAACUUCUUAUUAUGCGAUCAAUGAAGCAUGUAUAAUUCAGUAUAAUUAAGAAAAAUGACAGACAACUAGAUUUCAAUUUUCAGAAAAUCUUAAAGAAAAAUGUCUUUGAAGAUUAAAAGUAAAACAGUUACUAUGUAAGCAAUGGUAAUAAGUUUUGUCAUUUAAAACAUUCUUUACACCAAAAAAAUAAAUUUCCCCCUGAUUUUAUUUGUUUGAUUAUAAUAAUAUAAAUGGUUAUGUUAUAAUAUGACAAUAUAGGUAUGUAUGUUUACAAAAUAUUACAUACACAUUAUUAAAUAACAUACAAUAAAAUUAAAUGUAAAUUUUGAACCUAGGUUAUCCCAACGCUUUGCUACAUGAUGACUGCAAAGCGACGGACUUCAUAAAAGAAAACAAUAUUGGAAAUUGUACAUGUUACAAUAAUAACACAUCUUUUUUACCUAUACACGUAACGUGGAAUGGCAGUGAGAGUGUUGAUGGUACUUUAACUUUUAAAGCCCUAAGGCCUCAAAAUGGUAAGUAUUUAAAUGACUUUCUAAACCAUUUCAUGACAUAACCUCAUUGGAAAUAAUCUACAAUAUAUAGAAAGCUAUUUUAAAAAAAAUAAAUUGCGUCCUUAUCAUUGUGUAAUAUUUCAUGAAAAGGACCAGUAGAGUAGUUAAAAGGGUGUUCGGUUUGCGGACCGCACCGGGUGACACCAUCUCAGGAGGUCGACAAAUUGAAACAUUGCAUAUUUACAUAUCAAAAACUGCUUGGUCUAACCUAGUUUUAUAAAAGGAAAAUCGAUCAAGCGUUAAUCGCACAAAUUAAAUAGAAAGCGAUUUUUAAUGGAUGUUUUGGUCAUUUCCUUUAACUUGUUUGGACAACACUCUUUUUCCGAAAAUGAUUCUUUUAUUACAUAUUUUGGUACUUUUGAGAUACUACUUUUCCUUCUUUGCUUCAUACAUUUGUCGAUGAAUCCUUUAAUCGAACACACUGGAAUGUUGGGGAAAAGACAGACGACAUCUCAUCAUGCUGUUGUUAAAACAGUAAAAGAUCAGUUUGAUGAGGGUGUGGCGGGAAUUGAAGAUAUGUGUGAUUCUCUUGAAAAUUUGGAUGCCAGAUGUAUAGUACAAGGUCUUUUCAUGCUGACAUUUAUCGGAUACCUUUACCUUUGGACUGAUGUACUUUUGGAAGUUAACCUUACACAUCAGAAUCUGCAGAUUAAGAGCUUUAUUUUUUUUUACAAAGUGGUGACCAACCUAGAGAUCUUAAGAUUGUCCUGCGCAAGAGGUCCUGUCACUUGAUGGAACAUGCUAUUGAAAAGGAACUUUUAAAUGGAUGUAUAAAUAAUUUUAUUCGAGAGAAGAUUAAGGCUGAAGAAUAGAAUGACAGGAGACAAACUAGUAGAUGAUAGACUCUCUGUCAGAAAAAAAACCAAUAGUGAGAUAAAGGAGUGUAUUGAUCACUUUCAUUUUAAGCUCCAGGUCAGAUCAUCAGCAAUGAACGAAGUAGCAGAUAUGAUUUAGGAUGUUCAACCCAAGAUUCCACUAUCAGCAUGUGAAGAAAUGCCAAUGUCUUAGCAUACAAUUAAAGUGGCUGAUAUUGAAUUUCACAAAGUCCAGGACUGGUCAGUCUUUGAUGUUUUAUUUUUAAAUGCAUAGCUAAAUAGGACUUAUUUGAAUCUCUUCCAAUACUCUCGCUAAGACUUCAAAAGAUCCAUACGACCUGUGUGUCUGUGAAAUCAUGUGACCGAUGCUUUUCGAACUAAUUACGAUCCACCAUGGGACAGUCAAUGAUUUUUUUAUCUGGCUCUACUACCAAUUGAAAGUGAUACGGUGAAGUAUAUUGAAUUUGAUCAAGUGAUUGACGGUUUUGAAGCUUUAAAGGCCAGCAAAGGAAAUUUUAAAAAAAAAGUUAAAUUUAAGGUAAAAAUAACCAUAACUUUACAUUGUUACAGCUCUUAAAUAAACUUACCACUUGACCUUCAUUUAAUUUUAUUUUGGUCUUGUCAUUCUUAUGCCGUGGACUUAUUUUAACAAGAAUAAAUCCAUCAUUAAAGUAAGGGAGAGGGGGAUUACAUCUUUAGUUUAUCACACAGGGUAACACCACCAAUAGCUACGCAACUGAAAAGGUCAGUUGUCAAUUUUAUACCCUCCCCCAACUCACACAUACAAACAUACACACGCACAUACAGUAUAGUUUAAUUUUAUAUUUUUUUGAGCCAACAAAUAUUUGAAAUUUAAAAAAAAAAAAAAUAUUUUCGACUGAAUAUAAUUUUUCAAAUAUGAAGUUCCAUUGAGAGAAACGAUUGCAUUGCUAUUAAUAUAUUUUUUUUGCUUUCCUUUUAAAUUGUCACAUCAUCAGCCUCUUUAAUGUUUAUUUUAAAAAUACACUUCAUAUUUUAACAUUAAUUUAUAGUCAUGCUAACUAUGAAAAAAUCUUUAUUUUUUUCCAAGGUUAUACAAUGAAAUUCCAAUGCUCUGUUACCAGCCUAAAUUGGACACAUCAAAUAAUCUAUGAACCGAAAGUUGCAUGUACGUAUAUUUUAUCAUAUUUUAUGCAAUAUUAAUAGUUAAAAUAAAUACAUUUCAUAUCUUCAUUAAAAUGUAUAAAUAUAAUUUUUUUCACUGAUAUAUGAGCCCAAUCAAAACCAUGAAGAGAAACUUCAACCUUUCCUUUAACAUUUAUAAAUAAAUUAAGGGCUCUGGUGUUAAAAAUGGUGAAUUUUUUUUGAGACGCCCGUUCAAAAUGAUGCCAAAGUUAUCACUGAAAAGGGAGAAAAAAUUGGGGGGGGGGCAGGACACAUUUAAAAUUAGUGUCAUUAAAUUGUUCAAAAAUUGAAAGGGAUUUAAACCUUCAUAUUUGUAACAUGAUCUCCCAGACUCCCCACCUUAAAACAAAUGGUCUAGCAUAUUUUAAAUGCAUUAUCUAAAGCAGGCCCUUAUCAAAUGAUUUGCAUAAAUAUUCAAUGUAACUUUUUGAAGCCAACUAAUUAAUAUAGGUUACACAUAUCGGAAAUAUAAGCAUUUUAUUUUAUUUGAUUUUAAAAAAAAAUUUAGACCACCAUGUUACUUUUAAGAAAAUAGAAAACAACGAUUACAAAACCAAUGUUUGUGUCUAUCAGGAUCGUUAUGACGGAGUUGGAUUUUUAGGCAUUUGCUCUUUUAGGAAACUCAAACAAGGAACCUAUUAAAUGAAACUUGCUUUUAGGGCUUUGCAAAAUCAUCUGACACUUAAUUUUGGUUAAACAGUUUCACCACUCUUUUUUUUUUGGGUUGGUGCAAUUCUACAAAAUUUAGCCCCGAUUCCCACAUUUUAAACAUUCCAGUUUUAAUUUAAAUUUAGGGAUAUCCUCCGUUCGUACUUUACAAUAAAUCACUAAGACGCGAUCUGCUCCUAAUGUCAUGCUCGUAUGUUCAGUCAAUUCGUUGUGUAUCAGUUUCUGAUAAUUUUUCCUCGACAAUCUCUUAAAUGGAGUCCUCAUUAAUGGUUAGUCUAGUUGACGGGCUGCUGGUAUCACAAUAAUUUUUUAGUUUCCCAUGAUAACUGGCAUCAUGCAAAUCGCUCAAAAUUAAUUUCAUUGGACAUUUUGAUGGUUAAAUUGAAAAACUAUCUUUAUGUUAAUCGUUUCGAAAAAUGUUUGAUGUCCCUAUAUUUUUAAAGGGUAUACAAGCUUAUGAAACAGGCAAAUCCAGUUUUAUUGCUAAAUAAAAAUAAUACCAGUAAAUAAAUAAUAUAUUUGGUAAAUUUAUCAAUCUCUUUUUCUGAUUGCAUAUAAAUCAUUUAUCUUUUUUAGCCACCAAUGUAUCCAAUAAUCUUUUCAUUAUUUCAUCCAUUAUCUUUCAAAUGUAUUUCUAAUAAAAUACAUUCUCAAACUCUACUUUGGUACCGUGAUUCCGAAUAAAUUUACUUUUGUAUAUUUUAUACUUUUUCAGAUCCUCCUCAAAACUUCAGUAUCACAUUGCAUCAAUCCAACAUUGAUAAAUGUGAUGCUAAUAACGCCAACAUUUCUGGAAACUGUCUAGUUAGUGACAUGUAUCCCAUGUCUAAAGUUUAUGUCAGCAUAAACAAUUCGGUAAUCAACCUAACAGCUACAGGAAAAGGCAGUGUAUAUAGUUUCAGCAAUGUAAUGAAUGAGACUGGUAUCUUCAAUAUCACAUGUCAUUAUAACAACACAGUCUAUUUAGGAUAUGAAAGCGAGAAUGUAGUCAUUCAAGGUAAAAUAAAUAAAUUGUUAGUUACAUUUAAGUAUUUAAAUUAAUACUUUUAAUCAAUACUUGUUUUAUCGUAGUGUUUUAGUUAUCAAUGUACUUGUAGUAAAAAUAUAAAUAGAUACUACCUACAUACGCACAACAUUAAUAUAAAACUAUGUAAAAAUUUAUAUUUUUAAAACAUAUCUACUAUGCACGCAUAUUUAUUUAUUACAUCUAAUUAUCAAUUGAUAAAAAAUAAUUAAUUCCAACAAAGAAGUAUAAUACACGUUUUGAUGUAAAUCUAUCGGUACGUUACGUUAUUUAAAUGCUUUUACGAUGUAUCUACGACGAUUUCUUCUUCAUAUAGUUUUGAGUUGGUUAAAUAGUUUUUUACAAAAUUAAUAAUUAUAAAGUACUUACUUAUCUCUCUUUUAGAGAAUAAAUUCCUACCCGUUUCAAUGACACAAUACACUUCCAGAAAAGGAAAAUGUCAUAAUAGUAGACAGCAUUACAAUGCUACUUUGUGCAGUCGCAGUAAUUAUAUUUUGGAACAGUUCUGCAACAUUUUGUUUUGAAACACUGUGUGUCUGCUUGGCAUGAAUGAUUAAAAAUAAUACUCAUCCAUGAAAAAGUUUUCCUCCGUCGACUGUCUCAUCAAGAGGUCUAACAUAUUUGGAAAAUAUAGGUGGUUUUAGCUACGCACCGUUACAAAAGUAGGCACUCUUUCAAGAUGCAGAAAGUGUUUGUACUUUGCUUUUGGCACACAUUGUAUAAAUAUAAAUAUAUAUUCAGAAAUUGUUCAUGCGGUAAAUAAAGAGGAUUAAUCUGAUUCAAUAUAUUUUUAGAACCAAAUGGUUAAUUUUAUAUUGACAGAAGUGAUAGCUAAUUUAAAUAAAGUAACACUAAAACAUUCUGAGUAUAUAUAUAAGCAUAGAAAGAUAAAGAAGGCGACAGAGUGUAUGUGUGUGUGAGUGAGAGAGAGAGAACUAGAAAGAGAGAGACAGAUAGAAAGACAGAACUAGAGUAUAUAGUGCAUCAUAAGUAAAUAUUUUUGUUAAAUUUUAACUGUAAGUUCAUAUCAUCAGCGGUGUUAAACCCUAGUUCUGAUAUAUGAUGCUUUACUACGCUGGAAGACGUAAACGCUCGUUUAAUAGUUUAUUUGUUGAAAACUUGGUACAUUUUGUCUGUCCACCCGCAAGACUUAGCAAAUCACAAGUAGGAGUGCCUCUUCAUUCACCUAUUCUAUGACAGUACAACACGAGAAAAGUUGGACACUUUGAACAGACGCACGUGUAAACACUUAUAUUGUGUCACCUUUAAUGUAAAAAGACGAUGAAUACAUAUCCUUGUGAAUCUCUUAAAUUAACAGGUCCACCAGAAAUUCCGAAAAUUACAAGUAAUUCAAAUAGAGACAUUAAAACUCCAUCUACGACAACCCUUAGAGUCUUAAAAGGUGAUACAAUUAUGUGUCAAUCAAGAGGUGGAUACCCGUCAUCAAAAAACUUAUCUUUAAAUUGUGGAAAUGAGACUUAUUUUGAAACAAGUAAGUACACACGCAAUGGAUAAAAAUGGUUAAGAAAAAUGAAUAAAAUAUCCAUAGCUAUACAAAUAAAAAUAAAACCAUAAUUAAAAAAUAUACUUUCCAUAGAAUUGUUACAGUCAUAUGACAAAAAAACACACGGCGUGCACAUGAACUCAAUGUUCUUUGCAAAUUGCAUAUGCGCGCACGCAUCGGUAUCAAUAAUUUCAUUCCACUUGUCAAGAUCACGAUCGAUGUUUUUAUUUGUCACACAAUUCUUAUUUGCAGCAGUGCAAACGUAUACGUGUAUCCUUGUAUCCGACACUGUAUUUUUCCAACACGUACGACAUUAUUUUUUUCAAGGGUGCCACAAGCCUUUACACGUUUUUGUUUAGCUUUCAGCUGUGUCUGUCUUGUUCGAAUAUUGCAUCACAUUUUGCUAUCUCCAAUUGAGCUGGAAAUGUUUACACUUACACGUCCCCGAUGAUAUUGUGAAUUUGUGUGAUUAUUUUAAUAAACAUUCACAUAAUCCCCAAAACAGCGUUUACAAAUAAAGACAGGCUCAAAGGAAAAAAAAAACUGCCACAUGUGUUUGCUUUUUUAAGGACAGAAAACCUUAAAUACAUUUUUAAAAAUCCAUUAAAAUACGUUAAACAUUUCAGACAAAUUUAAGGAUAAUGUUUUUAUGUAUUGGAAUGCUUGUUUACGACUAUUAAAUUUCAAAUCUACUUAGUGAUCUUAACAAUUUAUUUAUAUAAAUUAACGCAUUUAUAUUACUUACUCACCAUCUUUAUAUAUAUUAUAUAUAUAUAUAUAUAUAUAAUAUAUAUUUAUAUAUAUUUAUAUCCCAAACAUAAUUCACUUGGUAAGUAUUUAACUUACCUACGUCACUGUGUACAUAACAGCAUGUCUAUUUAAGUUCAGUAGCAUCGAUAAAAAAACAAAAAAAACAAAAAAAAACAACAACAAACUAUUACUGUAUUAAUAAAUGUGAUUUUAAAAAACACAACAUAAUAGUUCAGCCUCUGAACAUAAGAUGCAUUUUAAUAAGAUCAGUAUGUUAACUCUUUCUUCAAAAUCUAUGGUGUUAAUUUAUAUUGACGUAACUUAACUUGAUACAUUCAUUAAAACUAUAUUGUCUUUUUUCUUUCUUUUGUUUCAAUCGUUUCAACAGCCGAACAAAAUGUGAAUUUGACAUUAAAUGUAACACAUAAUGUAAUUUGUACGUGCAUUGUCUGGCAUGAAUCAAGAUGCUAUCAAAAUACAACAACAGUUCACCUUAUCAGUAAGUGUAUUCGUAUGAUUUUGAGAAAUAAUAAUUUAUUAACAUGCACUUUAAAAAGCACGUUUCCUAUUUACUGCAAUAUUGUUUUAAUAGUAAAAAAUAGAUACUGAAAUGGGUCAUUUUUGUUUUUCGAUAAAUGACAUGUCUGAAUGUUGUUUGUAUGUUGAAAGGGAUUGUAAAUCAUUGCAAUUUUGACCAAGUUGAAGUAACAUUGCACCUUAGUAAUUACUUAAGACAUGUUUUUUCCCUAUAAUAGACUAAUGAUCCAUAUCCUCUAAACCUACAAAAAAUAUAUACAGUUUCAGAUUUAGAUAGCUUAUCACUCGAAGUUACAGCUCCAGAUGACGAUUUUGCAUCAAUUUACAUAGGAAUUGGUGUAGCUCUGGGGAUUGUACUGGUUUUCCUGGUACUUAUUUUAAGUAUAUUACGUAAGUAAUUUGUUCAUAUGCUGCAAUUUUUAGAUUUUACCUAUUAAACUUUUUAAAUUUUACAGCCAUUGAUGUAGCUUUACUUCGGUGAUGUUUCUUUGUAUAUCGUCGCUUUAAAAUUGCUUUUAGGCCUUAAAUUGAUUUGUUCUUAUUUGAUGAUAUUUGUUUAACUUUGUGUCUUAGUUUAAUGAUUUAAUGCAGUUGACACUUUAAUCCAGUGAAAUCUCUAAUAUUUCAUUGAAUGUUAACCUAGUUCAAUUAUUCUGCACAGUAACUAACAAGACGUCGAUAUUUACUCAAACGUUUCUAAUAAUUUUUCUGACUCUCACUGCUAAUCUCUCUACUGUCCAUGUUUGUCUAUAAAUGGCACUUUAUUGCCCUCCGAUGUAUUCUGUCUGUUUUCUGAGUUUUAUUGUAACCGUAAAUAGUUGUUCUCGUUAUAAGUUAUCUAAUUUUUUAGUAGCUGCUCUAUACUUUCUCUCUCAGGAAAAUAAAUGUGCUUCAUCUGUGCUACAAGUUAGUUGGUCGCCCUGGACAACUUUCCCCUCCCUAUUAUCUAAUUUAGCAUCUCACUUUAUAUUGCUCUAAAAAGUGAUGGAAAUCAUCUCAAUCUGCAUACUAUGUUUUUUAAUGUAAACAAUAUAAUUUCCCUACUUAUCUCUUAAAAAGAUUAAGCCACAAUAGUCAAAGACAUUUUUAUAUUGGUCAAGUUCAACCACUGCUGUAGCCUUACAUAGUACAGUUGGAUGCAGUAAAUUGAAAUGAAAAUAAAUAAAAAUAUUAAUAUGAAUAAAAUAAGAGAUUAAACAUAUAAUUAAAACUUCAAUAUAUUUAUACUAUUUUAAAAGAUUUUUUUUUAAAACGAUCUAUUGUUUGUAAUUUUAGGUAUUCGUCAGUUUAAAGGGACUGCGUGGUAA
Lymnaea stagnalis (great pond snail) is the source of this 31921-nucleotide messenger RNA. The record is from the annotation of a GenBank genome assembly. Lineage: Eukaryota; Metazoa; Mollusca; Gastropoda; Lymnaeidae.